AAAAAGAUGACAAAGGUAUAAAAGCUAUGCCACUCAGUAACAAUACUGUUAGCAGAAGAAUAGACGAAAUGAGUGAAGAUAUUGAGAAACAACUUGUUGAAAAGCUGAAAACAAAAAAUUUCUCAGUACAAAUGGAUGAAUCAACUUUGAGAGACAGUGAGGCAGUAUUGAUAACGUAUGUAAGAUAUAUUAAUGAAGGACAUUUUGCUGAAGAAAUGUUGUUCUGUAAAAGAUUAGAGAGCACCACUACCUCCAAAGAUAUAUAUAAUAAGUUAAAAAACUACCUAGAUGUCAAUGAUAUACCAAUGAAAAAUAUAACAUCUUAUGCUGCAGAUGGCGCCCCUAAUAUGAUGGGCAAGAAAAAUGGCUGCUUAAAAUUGAUGAAAGAUGUGAAUCCAGAAAUGAUUAUU
Molecule: messenger RNA, 410 nt
Organism: Hylaeus volcanicus
Lineage: Eukaryota; Metazoa; Arthropoda; Insecta; Hymenoptera; Colletidae
Product: protein FAM200C-like
Exons: 1
Source: RefSeq, a predicted model, not a curated record